Molecule: messenger RNA, 543 nt
Organism: Suncus etruscus (white-toothed pygmy shrew)
Lineage: Eukaryota; Metazoa; Chordata; Mammalia; Eulipotyphla; Soricidae
Gene: CST7
Product: cystatin F
Exons: 5
Coding region: 1-543 (180 amino acids)
Biological process (GO): immune response; positive regulation of myelination; negative regulation of microglial cell activation
Cellular component (GO): lysosome; Golgi apparatus; endoplasmic reticulum
Molecular function (GO): cysteine-type endopeptidase inhibitor activity
Source: RefSeq, a predicted model, not a curated record
AUGCUGCGUUCCUGUCAAGUGCUUGCCUGCUGCUGCCUUAUCCUGGGCACCUUGGGGGUCCGUAUAGAUACCUGUCAGCAGCUCCAGGAUUCUAGCAUAAAACCUGGAUUUCCAAAGCCAGUGAAAACCAAUGACCCCGAUGUGCUCAAAGCAGCCAGAUUCAGCGUGGAAAUGUUCAACAACUGCUCCAAUGAUAUCUUCUUGUUCAAGGAAUCCCGCAUCAAGAGAGCCCUGGUACAGAUCGUGAAUGGCCUGAAGUACAUGCUUGACAUGGACAUUGGCAGGACUACCUGCAAGAAAAACCAUCCGCAGAACUUGGAGAACUGCAACUUUCCGAAAAACCGCAUGUUCGAGCAGACUUUCUCCUGCUACACUGAAGUCUGGGUCGUCCCCUGGCUCCACAAGUCCGAAGUGCUUGCGCUCCACUGUCAACAGCUUCCUCCUGGCCUUGCAAUGGUCCCAUGGCUGGUGCAUGAUCGUGACUACCUGGGACAGGGGGCUGAGCUGGCUGUGGAGCAUUUUGAAAGAUUUGCAGAGAAAUAA